AUGGAUCCCUUUUCUCUUAAUUCUCUCGGGUUUGUGAACCUAUUAUCUUCUCAGUGCAGUCAAACCACUCAAACCAUAGAUGUAGGGUCCUCUGAUGUUCCUAAACCGGUGGAGAGGAGAAAGUGGACAACACAAGAAGACAUAGUCCUCAUCAGUGCCUGGUUGAACACCAGUAAGGAUCCCAUAGUUAGUAACCAGCAGAAGUUAGGGUCUUUUUGGAAAAGAAUAGAGGAUUACUUUAAUUCAAGCGCUCAGCUCACUGGCUUUGCUCCCAGAGAGUGGAGUCAGUGUAAGCAGAGGUGGGGAAGGGUUAAUGAGCAGGUGUGUAAGUUUGUUGGAAGCUAUGAGGCGGCUUUGAAGGAGCAAGCUAGUGGCCAAAAUGAGAACGAUGUCAUGAAGUCUGCUCAUGACAUCUUCUUUAACGACUACCAGGCGAAGUUCACACUUGAACACGCGUGGAGGGAGCUGAGGUUUGAUCAAAAGUGGAGAUCGACCUCUUGCGCAAAAGAUGGUGCAAAGGAGAAACAGAAGGAAGCUGCGGAGUCAGUCCCUGACUCGGAUGAGGCUAGGCCUCCUGGUGUGAAGGCUUGCAAAGCAGCCAAACGCAAGAAAAAGGGGAAUGAAGCAGCAUUUGAUCGACUAGAGAGCAUUCUAGACUUGAAACGGAACCUAUCGAAACAAAAAAUACUAGAUCGUCUACUCUCUAAGAAACUAGAAACUCUAACUGAGAGUGAGGUGAAGGUUGUUGGUUCUGGAGGUCACGGGUUCUACAAGGUUUAUUGCUUCUGCAGGUCACGGGUUCUAGAGGUCACGGGUUCUACUGGCGCAGCACGUUUUUUUCUGAGGUUGAUGGGUUAUCGUAGUAGUAGUAGUUGUACUGUAGUGUAG
Brassica oleracea var. oleracea is the source of this 888-nucleotide messenger RNA. RefSeq names its product glutathione S-transferase T3-like. The transcript is spliced from 2 exons. Bases 1 to 888 code for a protein of 295 amino acids. Lineage: Eukaryota; Viridiplantae; Streptophyta; Magnoliopsida; Brassicales; Brassicaceae. The record is from RefSeq and is a predicted model, not a curated record.